Anthostomella pinea is the source of this 1080-nucleotide messenger RNA. The record is from the annotation of a GenBank genome assembly. NCBI's taxonomy places the organism in Eukaryota, Fungi, Ascomycota, Sordariomycetes, Xylariales, Xylariaceae.
AUGAGUGAUGGUACCAGUUCGGGGUCGCACUCGCCUGUUGCUGAAGAAGAAGACGAUGAGCCGGCGCACGAGGAUCAUCAGGGCUCGGAUAAGAUACCUUCAAUACCGUGGCCCCGUUUGGAAGACGAUAACGAUGACUCGGCGUUAGGAGACGACCUCCAGAUGUCGACUGCGUCCGCGUCGUCAUCCAUCUUCCACUAUCGCAUCCUAAACGGCCGUACCUACUAUAGCGAGAGGUUUGGAGAAGACAGGUACUGGUCGCCUAACGAUGAACGGCAGAGUGAGGCCAUGGACAUGAUUCACAGUUUCUUGCGUCUUUGCCUGGACGGAAAACUGCAUCUCGCGCCUAUCGAGGACAACGUACAAAAAAUACUCGACAUUGGGACGGGAACAGGAAUUUGGGCCGUGGACAUGGCAAAAAACUACGCCGGCUGCACAUUCAUCGUGACAGAUCUGUCGCCGAUCCAGCCCGAAUAUAUGCCGCCGAACGUCAUAAUCGAGAUCGACGACGCGGAACUGUUGUGGACCUGGCACCCGAGCAGCUUCGACUUCGUCCACAUCCGCUACCUGAUCGGCGCCAUCUCGGACUGGCCCAAGCUGUUCAGGCAGGCCUACGCCGCGCUCAAGCCGGGCGGGUGGAUCGAGUCAUACGAGCCCGAAGCCGAGUACCACAGCGACGAUGGCACGCUCGAGCCGGACUCGGCCAUGGUCAGAUGGCAGAGACUCUUUAAGGAAGCCGGCAAGAAGACAGGCCGUCCGUUCACCAUGAUCUCGGAUAACAUCACGUCUGAUGGCAUCCGAGAUGCGGGUUUCGUUGACAUCCACACCGUGGAUUACAAGAUACCAAUCGGCUCGUGGCCCGAAGACCCCAAACUGAAAGAGAUCGGAAAACGGGCUGAAGAAACGUUCUUGGCAGACCUCGAAGGUUACGCCCAAUUCGCGUGGAACACCGUGCUGGGAAUGCCCAUGACCGAAAUGCAUAUAUUUCUGAUGGAGUACCGCCAGGAGAUUCGCAACCCAGCGAUCCAUACCUGGCUGCCCCAGCGCCUGAUUUACGCCCGCAAGCCCGUGAUGGCAUGA